Molecule: messenger RNA, 307 nt
Organism: Arvicanthis niloticus (Nile rat)
Lineage: Eukaryota; Metazoa; Chordata; Mammalia; Rodentia; Muridae
Source: RefSeq, a predicted model, not a curated record
CACCAGAUCGCUGCCAUCAUGGACACAAGUCACAUGAAGCCCAUCAAGCUGGCUAGGGUAACCAAAGUGCUGGGCAGGACAGGUUCGCAGGAACAGUGCACGCAGGUGCCAGUGGAAUUUAUGGAUGACACCAGAUGCUCUAUCAUUGGAAAUGUCAAAGGCCCCGUUCAAGAGGUUGAUGUGCUCACCCUGUUGGAGUCAGAAACAGAAGCUCACAGGUUGCACUGACCUUGCUACUGAGUCCUGGAAUAUCCACUACGUAGCCCAUGGUGUGACCUGCAACUGUUAAAUAAAGCAUUUGUAUUAA